AUGGGCAUCUUCAAACGCACCACAUCCACUGCCGUCUCCGCUGGCGACGCCAUCCGCCGUCUGCGCAACCGCCUCUGGCAACGCCUCCUCACAGAAGAACAAGAAGACGCACUGCUCUACCGCGCCGACCCCGCCUUGAUGAACGCGCUAUACUGGCUCUCCGGCUCAUCCUACGAUCACUUUGCCAUGUACGACGGAGACGAGAAGGCUGGGGAAGGUGAAGAGUUCUUGGAUUUGGAUGUGAAUGAUGUUUGCGUGAGGGUCGCUGCGCUCAGGAGGAGGUUGGGGUUGAGAGCUGAGCCGCAUUUGUGA
Messenger RNA from Peniophora sp. CBMAI 1063, 312 nucleotides. Lineage: Eukaryota; Fungi; Basidiomycota; Agaricomycetes; Russulales; Peniophoraceae. The record is from the annotation of a GenBank genome assembly.